CCCUUCCCGCCCCUGGCCAAUGGGAGGUAAGUUCGAUCGGCGGCGCUGGGCUGGAGGUGCCUUUGACGGCACGUGCGGGCCCAUGGCGGUUCCUCUGCGCGCGAGUCCCUGGGGCGCCCCGCGCUGAGCCGCGAGCCGCCCCCCGGCGGAUGGAAGCGCGGGCUCCCCGGGGCCGCUGCUGGGUGCUGCCCACCGCGCUGCUCUGCCUGUACGGCUUCUUCGCCAGCCUGCGGCCCUCGGAGCCCUUCCUCACCCGCUACCUGCUGGGGCCGGACAAGAACCUCACCGAGACCCAGGUUUUCAAUGAAAUUUAUCCGGUAUGGACCUACUCUUAUUUGGUGUUGCUGUUUCCUGUAUUCCUUGCAACAGACUAUCUCAGGUAUAAACCUGUAAUCCUUCUCCAGGGACUGAGCCUUAUAGUGACGUGGUUCAUGCUGCUCUACGCCCAAGGAUUGCUAGCUAUUCAGUUCCUCGAGUUCUUCUAUGGAUUGGUGACAGCUACAGAGAUUGCCUAUUAUUCCUACAUCUAUAGCAUUGUGGAUUUGAACUUGUACCAGAAAGUCACCAGCUACUGUCGAAGUGCCACCCUGGUGGGUUACACUGUGGGUUCCAUCUGUGGACAGGUUCUGGUAUCGGUUGCCAAUUGGUCUCUGUUCAGCUUGAAUGUCCUCUCCCUGACCUCUGUGUCUGUGGCUUUUGCCACAGCUUGGUUUCUGCCAAUGCCACAGAAAAGUCUUUUCUUUCACCACGUCUUGAGAAGCCAGGUCAGUAGGGAGAUGAAAGUUCUAGAUUGUAAAAAUGGAGCUGUCAUCCAAGAUGAUCCUGCCUUAAAAAGGGUCCCUGGGUGGGAAGAUAUUGAAUCGAAAGUUCCCUUAAAUGUAGAAGAGCAUUCUGCAGAGACACAGGAGGAGAAAGUGGAUAUCUCAAAGGUGCUCAGAGAGCUAUGGCGGGACUUCCUGCAGUGCUAUUCCUCCCGGCCUAUGCUCUGCUGGUCUGUGUGGUGGGCAUUCUCAACUUGUGGCUACUUCCAGGUAAUAAACUACACACAAGGCUUGUGGGAAAUGGUGCUGCCUUCUCAGAGGUUCGAGAUCUAUAAUGGUGGCGUGGAGGCAGUUUCCACACUACUAGGAGCUGUUGCUGUAUUUGCUGUGGGUUACAUAAAAGUGUCCUGGGCUACCUGGGGUGAGGUGGCAUUGGCCCUGUUCUCCCUCCUCAUUGCUGCUGCUGUAUAUGUCAUGGACACUGUUCGUAACAUCUGGCUGUGUUACGCCUCAUAUGUAAUCUUCAGAAUUGUCUACAUGCUGCUCAUCACAAUAGCAACGUUCCAGAUUGCUACCAAUCUAAGCAUGGAGCGGUACGCCCUGGUGUUUGGUAUCAACACUUUCAUUGCCUUGGCUCUGCAGACUUUGCUCACCUUGAUUGUUGUCGACUCCAGUGGUCUUGGGCUAAACAUAUUCACACAGUUCAUGAUCUACGCUAGUUACUUUGCAGCCAUAUCGCUGGUGUUCUUGGUCAGUGGCAUAUACAGUGUUAUGAAGAAUUACAGAAUGGCAUCUCUUCCUGUCAUCAGAUCUACUACAAGCUCUUCUUAGUGCAGCGAAUGAGGACAUGUUCAGCUGUCAUGUAUGAAGAUGAAGUAUUUAUUAGUGUCUUUGCCACUUGUUUUCAAAGGCAGUCAUCUGAAGUGUAAUUUAUACUAUAUUAGUAGCACACAUCAGAGGGGAAAUUAUUUAAUUAGAUCUUAUGUAAGUAAGAAUAGACAUUCCUUCUCAAAUGCCUUUUUUUUAUUGUUCAGUUCCAUGUGUACGGAGGUGCACUGAGUUAUCACAAGUUUGCUCAAAAGGUGAAAGGCUAGUGAAACCUGGGGCUCUGAAGAUCAUUAAUGCAAAUAAGGCUUUGUGUGUAUAAAUGCGCCCUCUGUCCACCUGUCAGUGUUUGAGCAUGAAAAGCCUGGAGCUACUGCAGGUCAAUGUGAGGUUCACUAGCAGAGCUGUGGGGAGGGGGAGAUCUGGGGCUGGAAUAGCAGGGGGCAUGCUGUAGGUCAGAAUGGAGGUGCAUUGGCUGAGCUAUGUUGUAGCUGGCAUUGUGCCUUACCCAUGCUGUUAGACGCACACUUCUGAGUUCUGAAUAUAUUUUAAAUUUGAGGUUUGUAUGUCUGCACGUUUCUUCAUAUCGCUUGUACUAUUUCUACCUGGUCUGCCAUCCCGUCUGUCAGAAUAUCAGAUGUACCUUUCCUUGGUUCUCUCCCCUGAAAGCUAAAAUGUGUUCUGGAUUAGCCUUCUGACACCAGUGAGUUGGCUGUUGGCAAAUACAUCUUGUUCUGGGAAAGUCCAUGCUGCCCUUUGCUUAAAAAGGGCUAUAAUGCUGGAGAGCACCGAAGAAGCUAUCUAUUUGUCCAGAAUACUGGUCUGUGGGAUCAUGGAUGUCCUUUUAGGACUCGACUCCUGUGAUGCAAAGGCCACUGACCCUGAAUGCUGUUACUGUAGUACACUAGUACUGGGAAUGAAGUUGACUGACUGCAGUUACUGCAGUUUUUUCAUUUAAAUACUCAUUUCUUUGGCAUUUUUUCUUUUAAAACACUUGGUGACAUCCUAUUUUGAUCAGAUCUGUCCAUUCUGAAACCCUUCCCCCUUUCUAACUGGACAAGAAAACUCAAUGCAUCCUAAAUCCUGCCUUUGUUUUGCAGUUUGGACCACUUGGGACUCGCCUGAGUAAUUUGGAAAAGGAAAUACACAAAAGAUUGCACUGCUGUAUCUAAAUUGGCCCUUUGGGGAGGGUCAGUUGCUAUGCUGUAUGCUUCCUAUCCAGCUGAUUCUACCUUUAUUUAUUUAUUUUUAAAUGCAACUGCGGUUUCACAGGGCCAAAGAUUUUUUUUUUUCCUGCUGAGAUCUGAGAAUUGUCCAUGGGGGGAUGUUGGGAAGGGAGAUAGUUCCAUGAGAGAAUGCUUUUCUUACAAAGUGAGCCACAGAAUUGUGUGUGUAAGCUCAUUAUUCUCCUGCUGUCCAGGACCUGAUCCAUCUCAGGUUUGAGUUACUUUAACAAGCCCAACAAGUAUAGAUGGACUUCAGGCAAAAAUCCCAGGAUCUGGACUUCCCCAAACUUCCUGAUGUUUGAAAUCUGGUUUCUUAAUGUUUCCUGGGGCCAUUUUUUGCUGACAUCUAUUUGUAUGUAACUUAGCUGCCAUAUCCUGAAAAAGAAACUUGAAAGGAACAUUUAAGUGUGUGUUUUAAGAAAACUUCUCAAGCAGUAUUAGAGGGUAGGUUUUAGGCUAGGAGAAAUAGUGAUUAAACAUAAUUUGAUAACUGUUCUUGGAAAACGGAUGGCCAUUUCAUAUGCAGCCCCUUGUGAUAUAACCUCAGCCUGGUUGUAGAUGAUACAGGAGCAUGGGGAUGAAUAACCAAAAGAGGAAGCUGAACCUCUAGCUGUGACUUCAGGGUGGGGAGGUGGGAGAAGAGACAUGGUCAGGGAUAAGGGGGCUGAAGCUGGGGCUGGGGCUGGAGCAGAGGUGGGAGCGAAAGGCCUGGGUGGUGCUCCGUCCCCACUCCCAUGGGGGAUGGCCUGGGCCCCACCAUGCCCUCCCCUUGUCCCGUGAGUGUUUGCCCCACAGUUUGGGGACCUCUGUUACAGAGUGAUGUUACUAAUGGAUUGUGGCAAGAUCAAAAUGUCUGUAGUAAAAAAGUUAUUGCCAUGUCUGUUUUAAAUAUAUGGUCACUUGACACUGUAUUUAUUUAAACCAAUGAAUGUAGGUAUCUUAAGCCUGGAAGUCCUUUUCAAGUUCUUAUGUUAUGCCAUGACUGUGGUAUCCAAAUGCUGCAGUGAUAGAGUAGUAUAAGAACCUAGAUGGAGAUUUUGUUGUGGAGGGAGUGAUGUUUGUGGAAGCAAAGGUACAUACAUAUGAAAUAUUGCAAACAAGACAUAAUCAUGGAUAGGACUUUUUUAUUUGGUUUUGUUCUGAUAUUACAGCAAUUUUAUCAAAUAAAGUAUUUUACAAAGUA
Mauremys reevesii (Reeves's turtle) is the source of this 3995-nucleotide messenger RNA. RefSeq names its product solute carrier family 19 member 2 (gene SLC19A2). Gene Ontology annotation, biological process: transmembrane transport; vitamin transport. The record is from RefSeq and is a predicted model, not a curated record. NCBI's taxonomy places the organism in Eukaryota, Metazoa, Chordata, Testudines, Geoemydidae. Gene Ontology annotation, cellular component: plasma membrane. Gene Ontology annotation, molecular function: vitamin transmembrane transporter activity. The coding region runs from base 150 to 1592 and encodes 480 amino acids. The transcript is spliced from 6 exons.